AGACACCAAAGCAACAAAUUUCACGGAAUAACACUUUGAAUAAAUGGAUGGAGAAUGGAGAUGUUUCUUUAUAUGACGACACCAGAGCAGGAGUCUUGAUGGUGUUUUUUAGAGAGCUGAAAGCUGCAGAUGCAGGAACAUACAGAUGUGGAGUGAAAGUAUCUGACUAUACUGAGAGCUUCACUGAACUUCAGCUGAGCGUCAAACACGAUGCAAAGUAUCCAGUGGAUGUGACUAAAUCUGCUUAUCUUGGUGAAGUCAACAUCACCUGUCAGAUCCCAGAGGAAUAUAAAGUUCAUUUCUGCAAAGAGGAAGAUAAUCACAUCUGCCAGAACAUCAGCUCAUCUGAAGUGACACAAAUGAGUGGUUCAUCUGAGAGAAAUGAAGAGAGAGUUGUUAGAGUGAGCAUCAGUAAUGUGAGUGUGAGAGAUGCUGGAGUUUACUGGUGUGGAGCAGAAACCAGAGACACAUAUCUGACUUUCAUCUCCCUGAACACUAAAAUUCAGCUCAACCUCAUCAUGGCACCAGUAGUGAGACGUGAAGGAGAAUCUGCUGAGAUCUUCUGCCCUUAUGAUUCAAUCUAUAAAUCAAAGCCAAAGUCUCUCUGUAAGGGGAAGUGCUCCACUAGAGACAGAAAUACUCUCAGUGAGACUGUGAGAGAAGAGAAAGAGAGCAAGACUGACAGAUUGACUCUGAAAGAUAACGUCACUGCACGUGUCUUCACUGGGAGCAUCACUGCACUGACAGCAGAGGAUGCUGGGAAAUACUGGUGUGCAGUGACAUUAGAAACAGAGCUCAGUUAUCUUCACACUCAUCUGAUGGUCAUCAUGAACGAGGAGCUGAACUUGACUAAGUAUGAAGGAGACGACGUGUCAAUCCAGUGCAAACAUCAGGAUGCAGAUCAGAAAAGCUUCUGCAAAGCACAUGAAGCCUCCAUGUGUGUGAAGGAUGGAGUUUCAUUGGAGACGAUCAGAGAUGAUCGAUUCUCUUUCAGUGAUGAAGCAUCUGCUGGAGUCUUUACUGUGAACAUCACUGAUCUGAGAGAAGAGGAUUCUGGGAUAUACUGGUGUGGAGCUCACGUCACCACUAAAGUGACCCUCAGCGUUAAAAAGG
This is a messenger RNA of Sinocyclocheilus grahami, 1113 nucleotides long. Its product is annotated as polymeric immunoglobulin receptor-like. The annotation marks the transcript as partial. The record is from RefSeq and is a predicted model, not a curated record. Lineage: Eukaryota; Metazoa; Chordata; Actinopteri; Cypriniformes; Cyprinidae. The transcript has 4 exons. Gene Ontology annotation, cellular component: plasma membrane. Gene Ontology annotation, molecular function: transmembrane signaling receptor activity.